Messenger RNA from Poecilia latipinna (sailfin molly), 4026 nucleotides. It is a transcript of the gene tmem267, whose product is annotated as transmembrane protein 267. The record is from RefSeq and is a predicted model, not a curated record. Lineage: Eukaryota; Metazoa; Chordata; Actinopteri; Cyprinodontiformes; Poeciliidae. The transcript has 3 exons. The coding region runs from base 169 to 912 and encodes 247 amino acids.
AUCAAUGACCAGUAGGUGGCAGCAACGUGAAGCGUGGAAGACUCUUGCAAAACACAGCAGAAGAAGACCCGGAAGCCCUAGCAGCAGGGUGUUUGAUGCUGUGCUAUGGGUCUACCUUAACCUUGCUGAUCUUCUCUGACGAUAGGCUCCCCUUAGCCACCUUUUGACAUGCAAGGCUUUUACUCCAAGCUCAACUCUUCCCCCUCCUCGUCUCCCCUGCUGGGGGUGGGCCUCAGGGCGGACAGCGCUCGGGUGCCUCUCAGCUUGGCCGUGGAGGCGGAGAAAGCCCAGGCGCUCCUGCAGACGUUCAGCUCCGCCUCUCUGUUGGCUUCAGCCGGACUCGGGGUGUUCUGCGUGGUGGCGGAUCAUGCGCUCCAGCUGUCCGCUAUCCAGCAGCACCUGUGGCUGCGUGCUGCCUUGGACAACGCCACGCACGGAUUGGUGGGGCUGUGGUCGUGGGCUGUUGUGAUCGGACUGAGGAAAAAGAGUGAUUUAUAUGAAGUGCUGCUGGCAGGCCUUCUGGCAUCCAUUAUAGACUUGGACCAUUUCUACAUGGCUGGAUCUCUGUCUCUCAAGGCUGCCGUGUCGCUGCCCCAGCGGCCUCCUCUCCACUGCUCCUCCCUUAUCCCAGUCAUCUGCCUCACCCUCCGCUUCCUGAUGUGGCUUGGCCGCCUCAAAGACUCUUGGUGCUCGUUGCCAUGGAUGCUCUUCAUUUCCAUGACGUCUCACCACGUGCGGGACGCCGUGCGCCAUGGCCUGUGGGUGUGUCCGUUCGGCAACACGGCGCCCGUCCCCUACUGGCUGUACGUCAGCACCACGGCGACACUUCCGCACCUGUGCUCCGUGCUCAUGUACCUAACGGGAACCAGGGACGUGAUCUCGACCAAACACGGCGUUGCGAUCGACGUGUAGAUGCGUCAGCUAUCCCUGGAUCAAAACAUUGACAGUUUGAAAUAUUCAAAUACUUGAAGUGACUGAAGAAAAAUUUCUAACACUUGAAAGAUUAAGAUGAUUUUUUUUUUUGUUUUUUAUUUAUUUGAGAACAGUUUUACAAAAGCAAACAGCCUGUACAUAGACACACGAGCGUUGGGGUAGCCUGAUGAUUCAGUCUGCUCCUUUAAUAAUAAUAAAAAAGAACAGAACUGGAUGCAGAAGUUUAAAUUUGUUUUAGAUUAUUCUAAAACACAUACAGUGUAUGUGUAUAUACAUAUAGUACACAUACAGUCUCUACAUAUGUUCAUGUUCACCUUCUCUUGGUAUCAACCAGGUUCUGGCUGGAUUUUGACUUCUUUUCAAGAGAGGUAGAUAAUUGAAAGAUUUUUGCUUGACAUCAUCAACAUAUACCUUUUAAAUAUUUUUAAUAUUGUUUAGAUCAGGGCCAAAACCAGUUUGGAUUUCUGCUGGAUAUCAUCGUCCUCAUAAACACCCCACAUUUGUCCAAGUUUUUUGGCUGGAGUUUGUUAACAUAGACAUUGCCUUCCUGCGCAAUCCUGCCUGAUUCUAAUCUCACUUCAGUGCUCUGCCUGGGUUUUCUCCCAUUCACCCGCAUUUCUCUGGUAGAAUUCAACUGUGCCAAUCAGCAAACAGAAGGAAAAGCUGUGAACGAUGAGGUCAAUUUACAAAUUACAAUAUGUCUGCAGUUUUAGAACUGGCAGCAGAGGCAGUGAACAACGCUUCCUCAGCUCGGCAUUAUGUCAUGGCCAAAGGUUAGCGAUUGGGUAAAAUUUAAAAUCUCAACAGAGUCCAGAAAGCAAUUGUUUUUCAGCAACCGAGGGUCCAAACCAGGGCUGGUCUUUAUCAGGCAAGGAAUUUGAAGGAGGCUUGUCCUCUAUGAUGAUGUAAAACUUGCUUCAUUGUGGACAGUGGCACUGGUCCACCAAUUUUCAGUUGGUAAAAGGUCCCAAACAUUGAACGUUGUUCUUAAGCAUUCUAAUAUUUUAUCUCAAGAUGACAAUUUGGGUCAGAUGGUUGAAACUUUGACUCGGUUGGUUUUUCCAACAAGUCAGGUGUCCCAAAACACACAUCAAAACUACUUUUGGAAAACCAACAUUUGGCUUCUGAAAUGGCGCAGACCAUAAUCCUGUUAAAAGGCAACCAGUUUAAAAAGGUACAAAUUCCAGCAAAAACGUUCUAGAUUUUGAUAUUAACAGACAUGUAACAAAUAUUUUGGGGAGAGUAUGUAUACAUUUGAGCUUGUAAGUAGUCCUGUGGAUUCAAGGAAAUACAAAAUCCUUUAAGUUACUACUGUUGUGUUGUACAAUACAACAUUUUGAAUAUUUAUGCUUAUGAAUUGAAGUACAUCUCCGACCAGAACUGUGUUGUUUUUUGAGUAAAGGAACAUUCCAAAAUGGGUGCCAAUCUUGGAUCAUUAUGAAAUGACUCUUUGUGGAUACUUGUAUCAUGUAUUUAAAUCUUUAUCUGCAAAGUAAGUUUCUCUGAAGUGACUCUGUCCAGUGACUGUUUUAUACCAGCUUCGACAUGUGUUAAAAAUUUCCAGAAUAUAUUUUCACAACACAUGGGCUUUGAGAUUCUCACAAUAUGGCAGAGAAAAAGUGUAAAAUAAGUUUUUGUUUUCAAUGGAAGUUGGAAAAUAUUAUUUUUUUUUUCAGUCUGGUGACUAGAAGCUGUUCUUUGUCACUCUUUGCUGACCUCUACAGGAGAGACUUGUCACUGCAGCACAUUCCCUUUCAUCUGAUCAGGCCGUUUAGCCGUAUGGAUGGUAUGAUCAGUAAUUUUUGUGGUUGUAUAGGUGGGACUUUGUAAAAACCUUAGUUUGUGUUGAAACUGGUAACCAACCCAUGUCUGAUCUGCACCAAUCAGUGAAAAAUUUUACAAUUCAGCCUCAACAACUCAAGGAAAAGCCAACCAAAGGUCGACCACAGGCUGUUUGAAACUCGCACGCCAUUUUUUCGAUGGAGAUAGUUUAAGCACAUGUACACAUUUUGACGAUUUUCUGUCUGACUUCAACCAAUGACAUCCAUUUCUAAUCACCACAACACGAAAUUGCCUAUAUUAAUAUGUAACUGUUAUAGCUGUCCCUUCACCUGACACUUCAUUGUGAUGCUUGGAGAAGCCAUUCUGUCUAACCAGCAGUAACUUGCUACUGUCUGAGCCUUUUGUCGUUUUGGCUUUCAGUGCCGCCUUCUUCAGAUACGGACUGUUUCACUCUUCUGAUUGUUUGCUUGUAACGUUUAAGCAUUUGGUGAUUUUUGCCAAUCGCAAAUCUGAAAUAUGCUGGAUUUUUAUUUUGUUUUUUGAGUAGGGUGUUCAUAACAUUGGCACAUGUUUUAUUGGUAUGAAGAAACAUUCACAUUAGUAUCGACAAAAACAGUUAAAAAUGAAAAAAAAAAAAAACAUUUACAGGUAGUCUAGUGAAAUAGGUGUACAGUGAAAACACACAUUCCUAAGCAGUAUUAUUAACACUAGAAUUUUGCAUAACAUAGUGAUGGGCUUGAUGGGUGUAUUGUUUGAUUGUAAGGUAUCAUGGGUACGAUGUAUUUCUCUCCUGCUGUGUGUAUUGUAAAUGUAAACUUUUUAAGCAAGGUGAGAGUUUUAUUUUUUGCCUUUUCUUUGGAUUGAGGAAGCGGCUGUAUUAAAGCCCCUUGUCCACUAGAGGGCUCCUGGAGUUUGUGUAUUACUGCUAAAAGUUUCUUUUCAAGCAUUAAGUUUCUAAAAUAAUACAAAAACAUUUGAGGGAAAGUUAGAUUGAAUUUGCACAGGUUAUUUUAUAUAUUUAUAUUUAAAAAAAAACAACUUUUUAUUGCAUGAGAGUAUCUGAUUUGUAUGCGUCUCGUUUUGUUGGUGGCAUCAUUAAUAUUUGAAUGACGGACAUCCUUCAUGUUUGUUGAGGUUCUCUGAACAUUAGUGGAGAAUAACGGUUGCUUAACACUGGAACUUUACCUUAAAGCUAAAGAAAGAUGUGAGCACUGCAAGUGUUUUUGUCACACACCUCUGCACCGGUGUAUGUGAAAAGUUUGUGUUUGUGGUGUGAAUGUAUUUGCCAUGCUAUUUAAAAUGCUCCCCCCC